Messenger RNA from Daphnia pulex (common water flea), 618 nucleotides. Its product is annotated as ovarian-specific serine/threonine-protein kinase Lok-like. Gene Ontology annotation, biological process: protein phosphorylation; intracellular signal transduction. The record is from RefSeq and is a predicted model, not a curated record. NCBI's taxonomy places the organism in Eukaryota, Metazoa, Arthropoda, Branchiopoda, Diplostraca, Daphniidae. The transcript is spliced from 3 exons. Gene Ontology annotation, molecular function: protein serine/threonine kinase activity; ATP binding. The coding region runs from base 1 to 618 and encodes 205 amino acids.
AUGGAGCUCGCCUGCGGCGGCGACCUGCAGAAGAAAUUGUUCGCCGUCGUAAGUAAGUACUUUUUCAUUCAAAUGGUUUCGGCCAUUAAGUAUUGUCACGCCCGCUCACCGCCAAUUGCUCCCCGCGGCCUGAAUCCCGCCAACGUGUUGCUUACGGACUCUAGCGAUUUUGCGGGAGUAAAGACGCAGAUAACCGACUUUGCGCUACCGAAGCACAUGUCGUGUCCCUCGUCGCUAACAACCUUUUGCAAAACCGAGUUGUUCAUCGCCCCGGAAGUGAGACACCAGCUGGACGACGAGGGCGCCGAUCCCUACACGCCGGCGGUGGACGUUUGUAGCUUGGGAGUCGUCUUGCACUACAUGCUGUUUGGGCGGCAACCCGCGUGCGCCCGCGCCAAUCACACCGGCCUGUCGACCUCCACAGAGCUCAGCGGUUCGUCCAACGCGCACGGCAAGACUGUGAGCGAGCCGGCCCGCUACUUGAUCGACGGCAUGCUGACGUCCGACGUCGGGCAGCACCACAGCGUCGAAGAGAUAACCGGCUGCCAGUGGCUUUGUGACGAGGUCACUUUGGCCCAGCUGCGGAAGACGAUAUUCAAGGACACACCCAUUUUUUGA